CCACCCCGUUGUGUUGUUGUGUUCAUACAACAAACCAAUGACUACUUUAGAAUCAGCUCUCGCCGUGUUCGCACCUCAUCGUUUUUCCAAUAACUAUCGAUUCACUGCAAAACCACCCCAUUCCAUAAAGUUCCAUGGUCCCACCUCUCUCUUUUCUCUUUCCCAAAACCUACUCUUCUCUUCCAAGUCCACCUCCAAAACCCGAAAACUCUGCUUCGAGUUAUGCUCUGCUUUGCAAGAGGUAGCAGCAACACCAACAACAGAGGAAGAACCAGAGCAAACCCAACCAACAAACAACGCCAAGACGAAGCUCUACGUGUUUAACAUACCUUGGUCUCUCUCAUCGUCAGACAUCAAGGAACUCUUUGGCCAAUGCGGAACUGUAACCGACGUCGAGAUAAUAAAGAACAAAAAUGGGAAGAGCAGAGGAUUCGCCUUCGUUACUAUGGCUUCUGGGGAAGAGGCUCAGGCUGCUGUUGAUAAAUUUGACUCUCAUGAAAUAUCAGGACGGAUAAUAAGGGUAGCGCUUGCAAGGAGGUUCAAGAAACCUCCUCCUCCACGUCCUCCAGGCCCCCCUCCUGGUGAGACACGUCAUGUAAUUUAUGUAUCCAACCUUGCAUGGAAAGCAAGAUCUACCCAUCUCAGAGAACUCUUUACUGAGAAUUUUAAGACGCCAGCUACAGCCAGAGUUGUCUUCGACAGCCCUUCUGGAAGAUCUGCUGGGUAUGGAUUUGUUUCUUUUCUUACAAAGGAGGAAGCUGAGGCUGCCAUUUCUGCUAUGGAUGGGAAGGAGUUAAUGGGACGACCACUUCGCCUCAAAUUCAGUGAAAAGAAAGUUAAAGAAGCUGGAAGUGAAAACAAUGAUGAAGACCAAGUUGAUGAUGCUCAGCUGGAAGAAUCAUAAAUCCUAAUUAUUCAUUUACUGAUCUUUGGUCGUGGUAUGUGGAUUGAGAGGAAACCUCUACGAGCUGGAAUUUUGCCUCAUGUAUACAGAAUAUUGAUGGAUGGCUCUUUGCAUUCACAAAUACCUUUGAAAUGUGGGUGAAAAUUCAAGAAACUUCUCAGUUUUUCAUAUAAAUCUCUUAUCUGAAUUUUUUUCACUCCCAUUUUUAAGGGUAUUCUUCAGGGUUGAUAAAACUCUAAAAUCUUGUUAAUUAUUUAAUAGUUGCAAACCAUGUACAUUGAGACUAAUUAUGUUCAAUCCAUUAUCUUGGAACCAUAGAUAUCCAUCUUG
Messenger RNA from Gastrolobium bilobum, 1234 nucleotides. RefSeq names its product 30 kDa ribonucleoprotein, chloroplastic. Gene Ontology annotation, molecular function: mRNA binding. The record is from RefSeq and is a predicted model, not a curated record. The coding region runs from base 38 to 904 and encodes 288 amino acids. Lineage: Eukaryota; Viridiplantae; Streptophyta; Magnoliopsida; Fabales; Fabaceae. Gene Ontology annotation, cellular component: cytosol. The transcript is spliced from 4 exons.